Jaculus jaculus (lesser Egyptian jerboa) is the source of this 6057-nucleotide messenger RNA. RefSeq names its product adenosine deaminase RNA specific (gene Adar). The coding region runs from base 787 to 3573 and encodes 928 amino acids. Gene Ontology annotation, biological process: RNA processing; adenosine to inosine editing. Lineage: Eukaryota; Metazoa; Chordata; Mammalia; Rodentia; Dipodidae. Gene Ontology annotation, cellular component: cytoplasm; nucleolus. The record is from RefSeq and is a predicted model, not a curated record. The transcript has 15 exons. Gene Ontology annotation, molecular function: tRNA-specific adenosine deaminase activity; double-stranded RNA binding; double-stranded RNA adenosine deaminase activity.
ACCGCGCGCGGUGCCGGGGGCGGAGGCAAGGGUCCCGGCUCGGCGGCAUGCGGAGCAGCCGGCGGCGGCCAGGAGCGCGGCGGCGUGGGGGUGUUCCCUCACCAAACACAGCCCCACCUGCACCAAGGCUAUGAGCCCGGACAGCCCGGACAGUCCCAGCCACACUGGCCUGGAUCUUGCCCCAAUAGUUUCCAGCUCCAGCAAAUAGAAUUUCUCAAGGGGCAGCUCCCAGAAGCACCCCUAAUUGGUAGGCAGACCCAGUCACUGCCUCCAUUCCUCCCAGGAUUCUGGCCAAGGUUCCUACAACCGCCUGUCCAAGUCCAGCAACUAGACAUCAGGAGUGUGCCUGACAGAAGUCAGGGGCCCCAGACAGCAUCCCUGCCACCCUUGCCACCCAGCAGGGGUCAGCCAUGGAAAGGUUUUGACCGACUUUGCUCCCGCCUCCAGAUUCUGAGCCUCAGUCAGGAUCUCCAGCCGAGGGUCCUAGCCCACUUGGAGGCGCUGGGAGAGGGGAAGGCCACCACAGCUCAGGUACUGGCCACGAAGCUCAGGGCCCCGAAGAAAGACAUCAAUCGUGUUCUAUACUCCCUGGCCAAAGAGGGGAAGCUGCGUAAAGGGGCAGAAACACCCCCUCAGUGGAGCCUCGCAGAGUCAGGUCAGGCCCGGAACCACGCACCUACAGUCGAGAAUCCAGAGAGCCAGGGAGCCCCGCACGCAGAGCCCAGCUUGGAAAGUGAAGACGGGGACCCCGCCUGUGACGCGCAAGACCCCCCUGAGCCUCUUGACAUGGCUGAGAUCAAAGAGAAGAUCUGUGACUACCUGUUCCACGUGUCCAACUCCUCCGCCCUGAACCUGGCCAAGAACAUCGGCCUCACCAAGGCCCGCGAUGUCACUGCGCUACUGAUGGACUUGGAGAGGCAGGGGGACGUGUGUCGGCAAGGGGCAGCCCCUCCCCUGUGGUGCCUGACCCACAAGAAGCGGGAAAGGCUGCAGGUCAGGAGGAGCGCUCCUGCGGCCGCUCCAGCCGCUGUCCCCGAGGCCACCAGAAGCACAGCCCUUUCCACCUGCCACCCGUCCCUGUCAAGUGCCUCGAACAGCAUGGCGACCCCCAGGAGAGUGGAGAACGGGCAGGAACACGUGACGAAGUCGGAAAGCAGGCAGGAGGCCAGGCCGGGACCAGUGAGAUCGAGGCCACCCGUUUACCACAACGGCCCCUCCAGAGCAGGGUAUGUUGACUUUGAAAACGGUCAGUGGGCCACAGAUGACAUCCCAGAUGACCUGAAUAGUAUUCGCACAGCACCAGGUGAGUUUCGAGCCAUCAUGGAGAUGCCCUCCUUCUACAGCCAGGGCUUGCCACGGUGCACACCCUACAAGAAACUGACUGAGUGCCAGCUGAAGAACCCCGUCAGCGGGCUGUUAGAGUAUGCUCAGUUCGCUAGUCAGACCUGUGAGUUCAACCUGAUAGAGCAGAGCGGACCGCCCCAUGAACCUCGAUUUAAAUUCCAGGUUGUCAUCAGCGGCCGAGAGUUUCCACCAGCCGAAGCCGGCAGCAAGAAAGUGGCCAAGCAGGACGCCGCCAUGAAAGCGAUGACCGUCCUGCUUCGGGAAGCCAGAGCCAAGGACAGCGGGAAGCCGGAAGACUCAUCCCUGUGUCCCGCGGAGGACUCAGACAAGACAGCGGAGUCCCAGCCCCCCGCCUCCUCGGCAACCUCCUUGUUCUCUGGGAAGAGCCCUGUCACCACACUCCUGGAAUGCAUGCACAAACUGGGGAACUCCUGUGAAUUCCGACUGCUCUCCAAAGAAGGCCCUGCCCAUGACCCCAAGUUCCAGUACUGCGUUGCGGUGGGAGCCCAAACCUUCCCCCCUGUGAGUGCCCCCAGCAAGAAGGUGGCGAAGCAGAUGGCUGCGGAGGAAGCCAUGAAGGCCCUGCAUGAGGAGGCGGCCAGCACGGCUGAUGACCAGUCUGGAGAGGGGAACACGGACCUGCCGGAUAACCUGGAGUCGGGGACGCCCAGCCAGAUCCGGAGGAUUGGCGAGCUCGUCAGGUACCUGAACACCAACCCCGUGGGCGGCCUGCUGGAGUACGCGCGUUCCCAUGGCUUCGCCGCCGAAUUCAAGUUGGUCGACCAGUCCGGACCUCCUCAUGAGCCCAAGUUCGUGUACCAGGCGAAGGUCGGGGGCCGCUGGUUUCCCGCCGUGUGCGCGCACAGCAAGAAGCAGGGCAAGCAGGAGGCGGCGGACGCGGCCCUGCGCGUCCUCAUUGGGGAGAGCGAGAAGGCGGAGCGCGUGGGUCUCGCAGAGGUAACCCCAGUGACCGGGGCCACGCUCCGAAGAACUAUGCUCCUCCUCUCCAGGGCCCCAGACGCACAGCCAAAGACACUCCCUCUAACCGGCAGCACAUUCCACGACCAGAUAGCUAUGCUGAGCCACCGGUGUUUCAACACCCUCACCAACAGCUUCCAGCCCUCCCUGCUUGGCCGCAAGAUCCUGGCUGCCAUCAUCAUGAAGAAAAACUCGGAUGACAUGGGUGUCGUCGUCAGCUUGGGGACAGGGAAUCGCUGCGUGAAGGGAGAUUCCCUCAGCCUGAAGGGCGAAACCGUCAAUGACUGCCACGCAGAAAUCAUCUCCCGGAGAGGCUUCAUAAGGUUUCUGUACAGCGAGUUAAUGAAGUACAACCCACACACUGCCAAGAACAGCAUCUUCGAGCCGGCCAGGGGCGGCGAGAAGCUCCAAAUCAAAAAGAGCGUGUCGUUUCAUCUCUACAUCAGCACGGCACCGUGUGGGGACGGCGCCCUCUUUGACAAGUCCUGCAGUGACCGCGCCGUGGAAAGCACAGACUCCCGCCACUACCCCGUCUUUGAGAAUCCCAAGCAAGGCAAGCUCCGCACCAAGGUGGAGAACGGAGAAGGGACAAUUCCUGUGGAGUCUAGUGACAUUGUGCCCACGUGGGAUGGCAUCCGGCUCGGGGAGAGGCUCCGUACCAUGUCCUGUAGUGACAAAAUCCUGCGUUGGAACGUGCUGGGCCUGCAAGGGGCACUCUUGAGCCACUUCCUGCACCCCGUGUACCUGAAAUCUGUCACACUAGGUUACCUCUUCAGCCAAGGGCAUCUUACCCGAGCCAUUUGUUGUCGUGUGACGAGAGACGGGACGGCCUUUGAAGACGGACUACGGUAUCCCUUUGUUGUCAACCACCCCAAGGUCGGCCGAGUCAGCGUGUACGAUUCCAAAAGGCAGUCCGGGAAGACGAAGGAAGCCAGCGUCAACUGGUGCUUGGCCGAUGGCUACGACCUGGAGAUCUUAGAUGGCACCAGGGGCACCGUGGAUGGACCAGGGCAUGAAUUGUCCCGGUUGUCCAAAAAGAACAUUUUCCUUCAGUUUAAGAAGCUCUGCUCCUUCCGCUACCGCAGAGAUUUACUGAGACUCUCCUAUGGGGAAGCCAAGAAGGCUGCUUGGGACUACGAGCUAGCCAAGAACUACUUCAAGAAAAGCCUGAAGGACAUGGGCUACGGGAACUGGAUCAGCAAACCCCAGGAGGAAAAGAACUUCUAUCUCUGCCCCGUGCCCAAUGACUGAUGGCGUGGGCAUCUCCUGCAGGGCCCGAGGGAGGCCACUGCAUUCCUCAUCACACUGGUGUAGUUCGGGGGGCUUUGUUUACUUUUUUUUUUUUUUUUUAGUGGAACCAUAAUUGAUGGUAUGGUACCAAGAACUUCAGGUUCCUAUUCACCCUGCUUGCUUUGGGAUUUUGAGGGGGGGUCUGGCCAACCCCCCUCCUUUUAUCCCAAGCAAAGAGGCAGAUACGAACGGAAGAGAAAGGAGAGAAUGGGUUUGUCCUCCACCCAGAGCAGAAGCUGUCACUGCGCCCGUGGCCCAUUGCCUUUCAGGGUUCCCCCACCCCCACCCCCACUUCCUUUUUCUUUGCUACACUGACCUCUUGUGGACGUAAGUGCCAGUCCAUUCUCUAUGAAUCAUGUCACGAUUUUAUUUGUGGAUCUGCAGGCCCCUCAACCUCUCCUCCUCCCCCUCUGGGAUUCCCUCCUGUGAUCAUUAAGUCUCUCCUUCCCCACCACCGAGAGCAAAGGGGUUCGUGAACCUAAGGACUCUGGAGAGCCGUUUACAAGGCAGGAGUGGAAAGCUUCAGUCAGGCGGCUGCAGCACGGUGGUGCUGUGGUUGGGGUCCGCAAGUCUUGCCCAGCUACGGGCUGCGCUGGCCAGCCGGGGAGCUGCUGCUUUGGGACUGACCGCGUCCCUUCCUGGCCAGCAGGGAAGGAAGUUGAGAACCAGCCACGGGUUUGGGGAACUGUGCCCGAGCAGCAGUGAGAUUUCCCCUGCAGUGGCCCACAGACCACUUCCUAGGAAGCACUGACUUCCCAGGGAGCAAGAACAUUCCUUGGAAUAUGGCCACCCUCCCAUCUACCCUUCCAGAAGCAUUCCCAGGGAGAGGGCUCUGCCUGGACGGAGUGCGGGGCCACAGACGUCAGUCGACUGGGAGGACGGGGUGCGGGGGGCGUAUGGGGGGGCCCAGGACAAGUCCUAGAGGGCAGAUCGCCUCUGCCCAGUCAGUCAGGACCGAAUAAGAGGCGCAUGAUGUUUAGGUCAUCACUGUGCUGGGGAUCCCUCUCCCGGCACUGAUACCAAUGGAAGUCGACUAAGCCUCGUGUAAGUUAAGAGUUCUUGAAAGACGACAAGCGCUGCAGUUACACAGACUAAAGAUUCCCAUGUGUUUCCCCCACCCACUCACAUGCCAGGCUGCCUCAGAAGCUGGCUCAUAAACAGGGCACAGGCUCGAGGUUGGUCCUGCCCCUUAGGGAAUCCGGGGGUCAGCAGACACCACAGCAGCAGUAGGUGGCACGGCAGACCAACCCUCGCACUCGAGGAUGGCCUCCCUUGCCCGAUGCCCCGCGCUGGCUCACGCGCGCGUGGCGCCUUGGGCCUGGUAGAAACCACCUCUGACACCAAGCCAACCGUCAGACCGCUUUGGUGGCGGCCCUGCCUCCUGCCGGGGCGGAGUCUGCCUUGCUCCCGUUCCCUGGGGUCAAGCGCGUACACCCGUGCCUCAUGACAGACUCUCCCUACUCCGUGCUCGCCCUUCGAGCCAUCGACUGGUUCACCCAACCUCCCGCCCACCUCUUCAACAGCAGACACCCAUGUGAGCACUUUUAUUCAGGCUACUGUCUCCUGUGUACUUGAGAUCACAAACCAGCCAACACGCUAGAGUCCAAGUUUUAAAAAUACCCUAAGGAUGUUUUUGCACAACAUCAAAGCAUCCCAAGGACCUGGUCGGGAAGGUGCCGGCAUGGGGGUGGGGGUCUGCUUGCUUGCUUCGGGAACACUGCCCUACUGGAUGGUCAGCGGGAGGCGCACUCCACCCCAGCGCCAGCCACCCCCCUCCCCAGGGAGCUAUCUGGCAGCCAGCUCUGGGGAGAAAGCUCCUCCCCAGGGGGUCCACCCACUGAUUCCUCAGGAUUCCCCGCCCCCCCCCCAUCAUCCUGGGCUCUAGUUGGGCAGAGCUGGCCCCUGUAUCUCCUCAGAAGACCCUAAAUCUCCCCCACAUGCAUCCUGUCUAGCAAACUUGCUGCUGGCAUUGGGCAUCUGCCACGGGAGGAGAGGGAGAUGCCCUGCCCUCCGUGCACCUGCUGGAAGUGAGCCGCGUGCCCCCCCCACACACACACCCCUGCGCUCCGCACUGGAGAAGGGGGCAGCGCCUCCACUCAGUGUCCCCUCACUUCUCGUCAAGUCUUUGUUUUUGAAGCGCAAGGCCACACCACCGUCUUAAUGAUUUUCAUAGUUGAUCUGUCCCAGUCAGUCGUGCACCCUCGAAUAAUCACCUGUUUAAAAAAAAAUUGUUCAAUGCUUGAAGCUAUUUCCCGUACUCAAGUUGAAGGGGCUUCGUUGGCUUCUGGGGUCUCGGCAGUGACUCCAAGAGCCAAGUGGGUGAGAGCCCAGGCACAGCCUUGGUGCUGGCCGCGGUCCAGUUUCAUGACUGCGCUUUUUGUGUCCCUUAGCAAGUAUCGACAUACAUUCCUCAGAAAUAAAAACAGUGAGAGUUCAGAAGUGUCA